Molecule: messenger RNA, 3352 nt
Organism: Fundulus heteroclitus (mummichog)
Lineage: Eukaryota; Metazoa; Chordata; Actinopteri; Cyprinodontiformes; Fundulidae
Gene: zranb1a
Product: zinc finger, RAN-binding domain containing 1a
Exons: 10
Coding region: 399-2519 (706 amino acids)
Biological process (GO): cytoskeleton organization; protein K33-linked deubiquitination; positive regulation of Wnt signaling pathway
Cellular component (GO): nucleus; cytoplasm
Molecular function (GO): K63-linked polyubiquitin modification-dependent protein binding; cysteine-type deubiquitinase activity
Source: RefSeq, a predicted model, not a curated record
GAUGAUUGGUGACGACGGCCAGCCUUGCUUGCGUUUAUUUUGGCUGGGCUUCACAUUUGUCUACUAGCUGUCGCCGCCAUUAAACUAGACGGGGCCAGUUGCAAACCAUGGAGAGCAGCGAGUGUAUACCGUGAGCCGCGGACUUUCGGACGGCCUCGUCUUUGUUCUGCGAGGCGCCGCCGUGUUCGUAAAGGUGAACAUGUGAGAGGCAAGAAGGGGUCGACGUAUUUCGGACGGGGAAAGGUUUGCUUGAGCAGGAGGAGGGGGGAGAGCUGGAUGAGGAGGAGGAGGAGGUGGCGGAGGGGGGUAAAGCAGGACGGUGAAGGAUUUGUUGUGGUUUUCGGGAGGCCGACGGAGUCAUAAAACGCUGGAUUUCAGCCACCAGAAAAGAAGCAACCAUGACGGAACAAAGGGCGAAGUGGGGCUGCGACUACUGCACCUAUGAGAACUGGCCGUCUGCGGUCAAGUGUACCAUGUGCCGCGCGCCGAGGUUGACGGGGCCCAUUAUCACAGAGGAGCCUUACAGAAUCCCCCCCGCGCUGGAUCCGGGUCCAGAAUGGGAUCCGCCCAGGACCGAGGGCGGGAGCGGCCUCCUCAUCUGCCCGGACUCCAGCGCCAGACCCAGGGUGAGGACUUGCGGCGUGGCCGAGCUUGCCAACAAGUGGUCCUGUCAGGUGUGCACGUACCUGAACUGGCCGCGCGCCGUUCGCUGCACACAGUGCCUGUGUCAGCGUCCCAGGACCAGCAGCCCCACGGAGUCCCCGCAGACCUCCGGCACCAACGCGGGCUGCCGCCCCGCCGUCCAUUCCCCCGUGGACACGUGCGAGGAGUACAACGACAGGAACAGACUCAACACACACCAGCAACAGUGGACGUGUACAGCAUGCACUUAUCAGAACUUGCCCAGAACUACAAAGUGCGUGAUGUGUGACCUCCCCAAGCCUAACCACCAGGAAGCAGUAGGCCUCCCAGAGCCCACGGAGUCCUCGCCCCUGAUCAUCGAGCAGGACACGGCGAGGUGGAGGGGCAGCUGCAGCGGCAGCCAGGGCCAAAGGAGAUCCCCUCCUGUGGCCAGGAGGGAGGACUUCCAGAGGAUAGAGCUGGCAGCUGGAGCCAUGAGCAUGGAGGAGCACGAGGUCAACUUCAAGAAGCUGAAGCAGAUUAGGAACCGGAUGAGGAAGACUGACUGGCUCUUUCUUAGUGCGUGUGCUGGUGUGGUAGAAGGAGACCUGGCUGCAGUGGAAGCCUACAAGUCCUCAGGCGGUGACAUCGCCCGGCAGCUCACCGCUGACGAGGUCCAGCUGCUAAACCGGUCCUCUGCGUUUGACGUGGGCUUCACCCUGGUCCAUCUGGCCAUUCGCUUCCAGAGGCAGGACAUGCUGGCCAUCUUGUUGACAGAGGUGAAUCAGCAGGCGGCGAAGUGCAUUCCCUCCAUGGUGUGUCCCGAGCUGACGGAGCAGAUCCGGAGGGAGAUUGCAGCGUCCCUUCAUCAACGCAAAGGGGACUUUGCCUGUUACUUCCUCACCGACUUGGUCACCUUCACUCUGCCUGCAGAUAUCGAGGACUUGCCCCCUGCUGUUCAAGAGAAGCUGUUCGACGACGUGCUGGACCGAGAUGUACAGAAAGAACUUGAAGAGGAGUCUCCGGUUAUUAAUUGGUCUCUGGAGCUGGGAACGCGUCUGGACAGUCGUCUCUACGCCUUGUGGAACCGCACGGCUGGAGACUGUCUGCUGGACUCGGUUCUGCAGGCCACCUGGGGGAUCUACGACAAAGACUCUGUCCUCCGCAAAACCCUCCAUGACAGCCUCCACGACUGCUCCCACUGGUUUUACAGUCGUUGGAAGGAGUGGGAGUCCUGGUACUCGCAGAGCUUUGGUUUACAUUUCUCCCUUAGAGAAGAGCAGUGGCAAGAGGACUGGGCAUUCAUCCUGUCCUUGGCCAGCCAGCCCGGGGCCAGCCUGGAGCAGACCCACAUUUUUGUUCUCGCGCACAUCCUUCGAAGACCCAUCAUAGUCUACGGAGUAAAAUACUACAAAAGUUUCCGUGGGGAAACGUUGGGAUACACUCGUUUUCAAGGUGUGUACCUUCCACUGUUAUGGGAGCAGAGCUUCUGCUGGAAGAGCCCCAUCGCCCUGGGCUACACGCGGGGACACUUCUCCGCCCUGGUGGCCAUGGAGAAUGAUGGUUAUGACAAUCGUGGUGCCGGCGCCAACCUCAAUACUGACGACGAUGUCACAGUCACCUUUUUGCCGCUAGUGGACAGCGAGAGGAAGCUGCUGCACAUUCACUUCCUGUCUGCUCAGGAGAUGGGGAACGAGGAGCAGCAGGAGAAGCUGCUAAGGGAGUGGCUGGACUGCUGCGUGACAGACGGAGGCCUCUUGGUCGCCAUGCAGAAGAGCUCCCGCCGCCGCAGCCACCCCUUGGUCACCCAGAUGGUGGAGAAGUGGCUGGACAGAUACCGGCAGAUCCGCCCCUGCGCCUCGCUUUCUGACGGCGAGGAGGACGAUGAAGAUGAGUGAGAAGACAGAGUGAGCUUCUGCUUCUAUGAAAUGGACAUUGUAGACUCUGGGUGAGAGCACUUGGCUCUCUAAUUUUCAUUUGAUUUUUGUUUUUGUUUUUCCCCUCCCCAUAAAAAAAAAAAAAAUGUAUACCCCUUCCCUGUAAUACUGCAUGAUUUCUGUGAGCUCUGUUGUUGAGAACAUACCAGAACCAUCAAUCCUGAAGACUUCUCCCAUUAAAAACACAUACGUCCUUCUUAGUUCUCCUUCCAAGGCAACAUUUCCCCCCCACCCCAUAUUCCUUACCUACUGAUUACAAAGAGCUAGAAAAAUACCAGAAUGUCUGAAAAUAUACUGUGUUCAAGUAUUCCCCAAACUACAAUAGAUUAGGAUUUUCAUCCACACACUUGCCAGGAUGACAUUUUAAGAUCAAGAGGAUUGCAAUUCCACGUGUUAUGUCAAUGGUUGAAGAACAUGUUUCUCUGAUCGCUUAUCUCGCUGCUAACCCCUUUUGAUGCAGGAUUUAUUUAUUUCAAACACCCUGCUUUUAGUUCUGCUCCUUCUGGUCCCCACUUCUCUCCCCCCCCCCCCCCCCCCUUCCCAGUUUUGUUUGAUUCACGUUGUCUUGAAGUAUUUUAUUUUGCACAGAUGAAACCUACAUUUUGUCAGGGGAAAGAGGGGGGGGGGGGUAACGUUCAAGUUUGCUGUCAGUUUUAUGUGCGACUCAUAGCUUACGUGUUUGUGUUUUGAAGAGUGAGUGGUGAUGACGCCGGUGGGGAAAAGAGAUAACCAAACACUCUGCCUCUUCUGUGGAGAGCAUUAGUAUUAAACUUGACUCACUUGCAUCCACUUAA